Molecule: messenger RNA, 1267 nt
Organism: Tarenaya hassleriana
Lineage: Eukaryota; Viridiplantae; Streptophyta; Magnoliopsida; Brassicales; Cleomaceae
Product: WAT1-related protein At1g43650
Exons: 7
Coding region: 42-1094 (350 amino acids)
Cellular component (GO): plasma membrane
Molecular function (GO): transmembrane transporter activity
Source: RefSeq, a predicted model, not a curated record
AUCACUUGACCCCAAACAAAAAAAAAAAAAAAAUUAGAGCAAUGGAAAAGAACCACAGGCCACACAUUGCGAUGCUCUUUAUACAGAUUAUAUACGCAGGAAUGGCUCUGUUCUCUAAGCUGGCAGUGUCCCAAGGCACCAACCCUUUUGUCUUCGUCUUCUACAGACAAGCCUUUGCCACUCUGGUCUUGGCCCCUUUCGCCUUCUUCCUUGAGAGCGGCAAGUCUUCCCCGUUGUCGUUCGUCUUGCUGGUCAAGAUCUUCCUGAUUUCUCUAUGUGGACUGACGAUGAGUCUGAAUCUCUACUACGUCGCCAUCAACUACACCACGGCCACUUUCGCCGCGGCCACGACCAACACAAUCCCGUCCAUCACCUUUGUCCUCGCUCUUCUCUUCAGGUUGGAGACACUGUCGCUGAAGAAGACGCAUGGACUGGCCAAAGCGCUGGGAUCGGCCGUAGGAGUGUCGGGCGCUUUUGUGUUCGCCUUUGUGAAAGGGCCGAGUCUGAUAAACCAAAGGAGUGGUGGUGGUGACGUGGCAUCAAACGACGUCGUUUCAAUGUCGACCGAAAAUUGGCUUAAAGGCUCCAUCACGAUGCUCUCCGCCAAUACUUCUUGGUGUUUGUGGCUCGUCUUGCAGACAAAGGUGAUGAAGGAAUAUCCGGCAAAGCUGAGACUGGUGGCACUGCAGUGCUUCUUCAGCUGCAUCCAAACCGCGAUUUGGGCUGUCUCAGUGGACAGAGAUCCCUCUGUCUGGAAACUCCAACUCGGCCUCCCUCUCCUCUCCAUCGCCUAUUGCGGGAUAGUGGUGACGGGGAUUACGUAUUGGUUACAAGUGUGGGCGAUAGAGAAGAGAGGGCCGGUCUUCACGUCCAUGUUCACCCCCUUGGCUCUCAUCAUUACUUCCAUCCUCUCCUCUUUCCUUUUCAAAGAGUCUCUCUACCUUGGGAGCGUGGGAGGGGCGAUACUGAUGGUGGGAGGACUGUACAGUGUCCUGUGGGGGAAAACCAGAGAAGAAACGGACAAAACUGGUGACAUCCAACGAGGAACUAAAGAGGAAAACAUCGUCUUGGACCGCAUUUCCACUCAACACUGACUCGUCGGCCUUGUUCCCAAAGCCACGUGUCCUCGUUGUUUUUUUUGUUUCAUCAGUACAUGUCGUGGUGGUUUCAAAUAUUUUUUUGAAACUCACCCUUUACAUUUGUUGUUGUUUUUUUUUUAAAUUUUACCAACUAUAUAUAUGCGCAUGCAACUAUAAGUUUUAUUUGA